Molecule: messenger RNA, 1946 nt
Organism: Hordeum vulgare subsp. vulgare (domesticated barley)
Lineage: Eukaryota; Viridiplantae; Streptophyta; Magnoliopsida; Poales; Poaceae
Product: probable inorganic phosphate transporter 1-8
Exons: 1
Coding region: 139-1752 (537 amino acids)
Biological process (GO): phosphate ion transport; transmembrane transport
Cellular component (GO): membrane
Molecular function (GO): phosphate transmembrane transporter activity
Source: RefSeq, a predicted model, not a curated record
CGAGCAGUAGGCGGCCCAUUAUUUCUGCACCACAACACAACAAAGUCUUCCGGCCGGCGGGCACCGUCGUCUAGCUCUCACACUCGCAGCGUGCCGCGGCCAAACGUCAGUCCCCUGUGCAGCAACAGCAGCAGCAGCAUGGCGCGGUCGGAGCAGCAGGGGCUGCAGGUGCUGAGCGCGCUGGACGCGGCCAAGACGCAGUGGUACCACUUCACGGCCAUCGUCGUCGCCGGCAUGGGCUUCUUCACCGACGCCUACGACCUCUUCUGCAUCUCCCUCGUCACCAAGCUCCUCGGCCGCAUCUACUACACCGACCUCUCCAAGCCCGACCCCGGCUCCCUGCCCCCCAGCGUCGCCGCCGCCGUCAACGGCGUCGCCUUCUGCGGCACCCUCGCCGGCCAGCUCUUCUUCGGCUGGCUCGGCGACAAGAUGGGCCGCAAGAGCGUCUACGGCAUGACCCUCCUCCUCAUGGUCAUCUGCUCCAUCGGCUCGGGCCUCUCCUUCGCGCACACACCCAAGAGCGUCAUGGCCACGCUCUGCUUCUUCCGCUUCUGGCUCGGCUUCGGCAUCGGCGGCGACUACCCGCUCUCGGCCACCAUCAUGUCCGAGUACGCCAACAAGAAGACCCGCGGCGCAUUCAUCGCCGCCGUCUUCGCCAUGCAGGGCUUCGGCAUCCUCGCCGGCGGCAUCGUCACCCUCAUCAUCUCAUCCGCCUUCCGCGCCGGGUUCCACGAGCCGGCCUACCAGGACGACCGCGUCGCGUCCACCGGCACGGAGGCCGACUUCGUGUGGCGCAUCAUCCUCAUGCUCGGCGCCCUGCCGGCCCUGCUCACCUACUACUGGCGGAUGAAGAUGCCCGAGACGGCGCGCUACACCGCCCUCGUCGCCAAGAACGCCAAGCUGGCAGCCGCCGACAUGUCCAAGGUGCUGCAGGUGGAGCUGGAGGACGAGACGGAGAAGAUGGACGAGAUGGUGAGCCGCGGGGCGAACGACUUCGGCCUCUUCUCGCCGCAGUUCGCGCGGCGCCACGGCCUCCACCUCGUCGGCACGGCCACCACGUGGUUCCUGCUGGACAUCGCCUUCUACAGCCAGAACCUGUUCCAGAAGGACAUCUUCACGAGCAUCAACUGGAUCCCCAAGGCGCGCACCAUGAGCGCGCUCGACGAGGUGUUCCGCAUCUCCCGCGCGCAGACGCUCAUCGCGCUCUGCGGCACAGUGCCGGGCUACUGGUUCACGGUCUUCCUCAUCGACGUCGUCGGCCGCUUCGCCAUCCAGCUCAUGGGAUUCUUCAUGAUGACCGUCUUCAUGCUCGGCCUCGCCGUGCCGUACCACCACUGGACAACGCCGGGCAACCAGAUCGGCUUCGUGGUCAUGUACGGCUUCACCUUCUUCUUCGCCAACUUCGGGCCCAACGCAACCACCUUCGUCGUGCCGGCGGAGAUCUUCCCGGCGAGGCUGCGGUCGACGUGCCACGGGAUAUCGGCGGCGGCGGGGAAGGCCGGGGCCAUGAUCGGGGCGUUCGGGUUCCUGUACGCGGCGCAGGACCCGCACAAGCCGGACGCCGGGUACAGGCCCGGGAUCGGGGUGCGCAACUCCCUCUUCGUGCUCGCCGGGGUCAACCUGCUGGGGUUCAUGUUCACCUUCCUGGUGCCGGAGGCCAACGGGAAGUCGCUGGAGGAGAUGUCCGGCGAGGCACAGGACAACGAGGAGGACCAGGCACGAACCGCCGCCGUACAGCCGUCCAUGGCCUAGGACAAGUCGUGCGUGCUAGCUAUUGCAGCUGCAGGCUGUUGAGUUGGUCGAAGAUCCUUAAUUUGGUUUUUGUGAUACAUAUAAAACGCUUAAACUACUACUAGUAUGAUAUGUUUGCGGGCCACCCAAUCAGGGCCGGCUCAUGUAUAUGCCCGUAAUAUAUAUACACAUCAAUCAAUCAAAUUGCAGCUCCA